GAUAAGGGGGCUCUGGGCGCUCACUGCAGCUGCGUUUCCAGGCUCCGCCGAUACCACUGACUCGGCCUCUUGUCAGCAAAGGCUCUCCUGGGGGCCCAGAGUCAGGCUGACCUUGCUUUGUACUGUAACUGCAUACUCGAUGCGGAGAAGAUCACUAACAUGCGGAAGCCAGGAUGGAGUCUGCUCAGCUCAAAAAGGCUGACAUGAAGCCUGAACAGCGUCCAGCCAGGGAAAGCAGAGUUAGGUUUAGCUGGCAAAAAGCAGGGUCUGACAACUGAAAUGGUGUGUUGGCUGAGCACUGACUUUAAAAAAGUGUCAGAAGUCCUCUGGGGUCAGGGAAAGGGCGGUGCUCAUAGUGCACUUCUAUCUAGCAUUUGUCUUGUUUUAUGUAGUUUUAAAAGAAUUUCAUGAAUUUGGUGUUGAGGUAAAACAAAUUAGCAUGCAUGCUUGUAAGAAGUCUUCACUGACUCCAGAACAAUUUUGCAUUAAGUAAAAUACGAUUCACAAAUCUCAGCGUGUGAGCAAGUUAAGGAGAAUCGAGAAGCAGGAUUUUUGAAUUUAACUUUAGAGCACUCUAUCGUCAAUUUGCACCCGAAGCUACAGGAGAGAUGACACCAAGUCAGCGGGGUUCUGAGGCAGCCUUGGCCGCAUCUUUGUGGGGAAGGAAGGAGCCCUUUCCAAGGCCAGUGACCAGGUGUGGCACUUCCGGGCCCCCCCAGUCCUCUGUCUGGUCCAUGGAACAGCUGCUCCGACAUCCUUGAGCCUGUAAGGAUCAUUCUGUCACCUGAGGUCAUGGAUGUUCAUGAAUCUUUUAAAAAGCCAAAAAUUUUAAAUGCAAAUAUAAAAUGAAUUCAUGCCAAAGAUUUUAUUUGACCCCUUAGUUAACAAGGAACCAGUAAUAUAAAAACCAGUUUGAAUGAGACCCCGAGGAAGAUACUGUAUAUACAAUCAGGAAUGUGGAAAUGGAUUUGCUGCCAGAAACAAAAGUGUGUCUUGUAGGACAACAGUGCCGUGCCUGAGACCAUCUCUCCGGAGGGCAGGGAUCAGUUACGUCUCUAUGGCUCUACAUUCCAGGGGCAGCUCCACGCAAGAAUCCGUGGUGGCAUCACCAGCCUUCUCCGGGAAAAUGUCUGUCCCUGCCGAGGUGCAGAACAGCCCACACAAGACAACCUGGAAGCGUUCAGGGCCUUCUGUUACAGUGAAAGGACACACGGUCGCCUUUCCGACCACAUCAAAAUUUUCCCGAUGUGAGUCGUAUGUAAAAAUGUGGGUUAUGAUCAUAAGCUGUGCACAAGGCCAAGAAAAAGACCAGAAGUGAAACAGAAGACAGACAGACAGCAGAGACAGCACAAGCAAAGCCAGAAAUCCCCGGAGCCCGACGGAAAUGGUCAAGCAUAGGCAGAGACUUGGAAAACGACCCCCAGGACAGGCCUGAUCUCGCCUCCUGGGAGGAAGUGGUGAGUUCUCUACGAAGCCCCAUUCCACAUCACUGCUUCUCCUUGGGCUUCUAAGGUGAGAAAUCUUUAAUGGGUCUUGAUUGCUUUCAGCAAAGGUCAACAAACGUUUCCUUCAAAUUCCCGAGAAUAAACACCGGAGGUUUGCUGGCCACGGGGUCUUUGUGUGGCCCUCCCCCCCGCCCCCGCUCUGCCUUGUGGAAUGAGCUGCUCCAUCAGUGGAAAACCCUGCUCCCGGAAAAGUGGGUUCACCCCACCCCAAAAUUUGACUUUCGUGUAACUUUCAUGUGUCAUGAAAUAUUUUUCCUCUUCUGAUUUUUUCCCACUAUUUAACAUGUAAAAACCAUGCCUAGCUGUGAGUCAUAUGGAGGCAGGUGGUUCCAGGUAAGCUACAGGCUCCCUGGCCACAUGCUCAAGCCCUUGUGCACCGCAGUGAGCAGGAAAACCCACCAAAGGCGGCUUCCCUGGCGACUCCUCCAUGGCUCCCCUAUGUGUGCUCCCACCUCUACCCGCAGCCCCCCUGCUGCCCAUGGCCUCUGAGGGUGCCAGCCUGAAGUGCCCUACCCUGAGGCCCAUAACCCUGAGCUGCACGAGCCCUCUGGCCAGCACCUGGGUCACUGGCAUCCCGUCUGGCACCCGGACCCGGACUGUCAGAUAUGGGAGUGUGGCCGGAGAUGCUCCAUGACCGCCCGCAGGCCUGUGCUCCCACCUGCUUCCGUCAUGUCUUGGUAUGGAGGGCGGAGCCUCCCGCAGGCCCCUCGGGCCCGUGGAUGUGGAGAUUCCAGCUCUGAUGGUCCCUGCUAUGGUAUUUGCACCAUCGGUGGAGGCCGGGGAGGCCUCGUUGCCCAGGGCCAGCUCCCUUAGCAAGCAGGGCGCUCGCGACCACAGCUCCACUGUCUGCCACUGAGAACCUGGGCCCUGUGGGGCUGGGUUGGCUCCAGAGGUCAGAAGCCGAGGCUCUGGGGGAUUUUCUGGCUCUGUGCGACUCCUUUGUCUUUUCUGGGAUGUUGGGAUCACGCUCUGUGUCUGAACAGCUUGGGGCACCCACGGUAAGUGAAUGUGGGAAGGAAAGAGCAUGGUGGGAGAGGGCCAGAGGGACAGCAGCUUCCUGGAGGGGGACAGGCUGACAUCAGAGGCAGCAGGGGCUCACCCCAGUCCCUGGAGGCCUGCAUAGCUCAGCCAGCCCGGAGCUGGAGGCCAGAGGUCAGGUGAGAGGGUGGAAAGGUGCUCCCCGGGCAGCCCCAGUCCCCAGGCCCCAGCUGGAGGCUAAGGAAGGUCAAAGGCUAUGUGUGGCCAUGAUAGGGAGGGACAGAAACCCUGGAAUCUCUUGAGGAUUGGAUAAUCAUUUCGUGACCUUUACGUACGGGAUGAGGCUGUACUUCCUGAUUCCUGUACUUUACCGAAUAAGCAUUUGGAAGGAAAUCUGUGGGCACAGUGCCUUGUUCCUGAACUGUUUCUGCCGCACAGACAGACGCUGCAGCUUUGGUGGAAGGACAGCAGCCUCGCGAGGGGCGGCAGCCAGGUCCCAGGGGGAGCCUGCCUCAGCUUUCCAUCCUGGGGCUCCAGGGACAGGGAGGAGGCCACUGCUGAGCAGGCCGGGGGGAAGGGGGGGCGAGGUGGCAGAUGCUUCAGGGUGGCGUGGGCUGGUUGGGACUCUUGGUUACAGGUGUUAGAAACCAAACUAGCAAAAGCAAAGGAAGCCAUUUAUGAUAAGGAUGCUUUAUUUAUUCUAAGAGAGGUCUCCAAUAGCGCAGGAUAGGAAUGAAGUUGACCUGGGGACCAUGGGAUCCGGGGGGAGGAGAGGGAGGGGCAGGAGCAGAAGGAGGAGGGGGAGCAGGAGGACGGGGGAGGAGGAGCAGGAGGAGGAGCAGGAGGAGGAGAAACAGGAAGAGCAGAAGCAGGAGGAGGAGCAAGAGCAGGAGCAGGAGGAGGAGGAGGAGGGGGGAGGAGGGGGAGGAAGAGAAACAGGAGGAGCAGGAGCAGGAGGAGGAGCAGGAGGAAGAGAAGGAAGGGAGGACAAGGAUGGGUCUGAGUUUGAGCCCAGGCAGCACACACUGAGAACAGUGCCCUUAGUUGUAAAAUGUCCCCAAAAUCCCCUUCUGGGGAAGCUGGGGUGACUUGGUGACCUGCUUCCCACAGAGCCUCUCCCUUCAUUCUUGUGGUGGAUGCUCAGUCAUUCACGCCUCCCCUUCCAUCCCAGCGGGAGGAGCCAAGUGGAGAGGGAUGGAGGUAGCGCCUUGCUGAGCACUGGCUCGGGCCAUGCAGGUAUAAGGCCCGAGGGCCGCCCUCUCCUGGCAGGCUCAGCUGCCCAGGCCUGGGAGGGCGGGCACAAGCCCAGUCUUGGCCAGGUGACCCCCCUGGUGCAGACUUUGCGCUUUCCUCUGCUUUGCUCUUCUCCCUCCCUCCAGGUUCAAGUUCAGAGGUCAAGAGUGUGGGCUUUGGGGUCAGACAGAGGGUCUGAGGGAUACCCAGCUCUGUCCUCAGGGUGGGUGGAGCCCCUCUUCUUCCCCACAACUCCAUCCUCCGCAGUGGGCAUUGGCCCUGUCCCCUCCCUGAAGCUCCGUCCUCUGCUUCUUCUUCACUGCUCCUUGAGGGGAGGCCGGGAGAGAGCUGCGGCUCCCAUUAGCUCCUCUGCCAGGGCCGCGCCCCAGUGGGGUUUCAGGGAUGAGGUUCUUCACCCACCAGUGAACGUCCCAGGUGACCCCUGCCGCAGCUCCCGUGGGAAGUCAGGGUGGAGGGGGCCUGGGGGGGUGAAGCCCGGCAGCCCUUCUUUGGCUUCGGUGGGUGGGGGCAAUACGAAGCGGAACAUUUCUUCGGAUCUGUUCUGGACACCUGCAGAAAUCUCUGGAAGCCCAACCCACGGCUGUACAUCCUCCAGGAGCCUUCCUGCCGCACCCGUGACUGGAGAAUGAGACCUGGUGUCCACUGCCCAAGGUCUUCCCACCGCAGGGCACACAAACCCAUGAUCCGGGCCAGCCUGUCCUGUCAGAGCCACCUCUGAAUGUAUUCAUCUGUGCGUGUGUGUUACAUGUGUGUGUCUGUAUGUGUUGUGUGUUGUAUGUAUAUGUUGUGCAUUGUGUGCAUGUGUGUUACAUGUGUGUGUCUGUAUGUGUUGUGUGUGGUGUGUAUAUGUUGUGCAUUGUGUGCAUGUGUGUUACAUGUGUGUGUCUGUGUUGUGUGUGGUGUGUAUAUGUUGUGCAUUGUGUGUGUGUGCAUGUGUGUGUUACAUGUGUGUGUCUCUGUGUUGUGUGUGGUGUGUAUAUGUUGUGCAUUGUGUGUGUGUGCAUGUGUGUUACAUGUGUGUGUCUGUUGUGUGUGGUGUGUAUAUGUUGUGCAGUGUGUGUGUUACAUGUGUGUGUCUGUGUUGUGUGUGGUGUGUAUAUGUUGUGCAGUGUGUGUGUGUGCAUGUGUGUGUUACAUGUGUGUCUGUGUUGUGUGUGGUGUGUAUAUGUUGUGCAUUGUGUGUGUGCAUGUGUGUGUUACAUGUGUGUGUCUGUGUUGUGUGUGGUGUGUAUAUGUUGUGCAGUGUGUGUGUGUUACAUGUGUGUGUCUGUGUUGUGUGUGGUGUGUAUAUGUUGUGCAUUGUGUGUGUGUGCAUGUGUGUGUUACAUGUGUGUCUGUGUUGUGUGUGGUGUGUAUAUGUUGUGCAGUGUGUGUGUGUGCAUGUGUGUGUUACAUGUGUGUCUGUGUUGUGUGUGGUGUGUAUAUGUUGUGCAUUGUGUGUGUGUGCAUGUGUGUGUUACAUGUGUGUGUCUCUGUGUUGUGUGUGGUGUGUAUGUUGUGCAGUGUGUGUGCAUGUGUGUGUUACAUGUGUGUCUCUGUGUUGUGUGUGGUGUGUAUAUGUUGUGCAUUGUGUGUGUGUGCAUGUGUGUGUUACAUGUGUGUGUCUGUGUUGUGUGUGGUGUGUAUAUGUUGUGCAUUGUGUGUGUGUGCAUGUGUGUGUUACAUGUGUGUGUCUGUGUUGUGUGUGGUGUGUAUAUGUUGUGCAUUGUGUGUGUGUGCAUGUGUGUGUUACAUAUGUGUGUCUGUGUUGUGUGUGGUGUGUAUAUGUUGUGCAUUGUGUGUGUGUGCAUGUGUGUGUUACAUGUGUGUGUCUGUGUUGUGUGUGGUGUGUAUAUGUUGUGCAGAGUGUGUGUGUGCAUGUGUGUGUUACAUGUGUGUGUCUGUGUUGUGUGUUGUGUGUAUAUGUUGUGCAUUGUGUGCAUGCGUGUGUCUGUGUUGUGUGUGGUGUGUAUAUGUUGUGCAGUGUGUGUGUGUAUAAGUCUUUAUGCUGCCUGCAUCUUGAAGGCACCUUUUGACUCCAGGACUAGCCUGGGCUGGAAUCCGCCACCGACGUGGCCUCUUUUCUGGGCUGGGCCCCCUUUUCUUUCAGGGCUUGCAGUUGUAGCUUCUUCCAGGCAGUCCUCUGUGACGCCUGGGCUGGGUGAGGCACCCUUCUUCAAGCCUCCUGGUGCCUUACCCCUGUCCACCAUGACCCGCGGAGGAGCUGCUGCCCCUGCCCUGCCGGCUCUGCUGCCUCUGCCUGCCUCUCACCCUGAGGGAGCACCCUCUGCCUUAGCACCUGCUCAGGGCGGGGAGGAAGGGGCAGAUACAGCUGGGAUGGACCCCGGGCCUCUGCAUGAGCUUGGAUCUGACGACGUCCUCUCUGGACCACACGGUCUGUGAGGCCAUGCAGAAGAGGGCCCAGCACAGCUCCAGCACUGAAUGGGUGACAGCUGAGAAGGAGGAGGUCGCCAGCUCACGACUGCAGCACCCGAGUGGGUGUGUCACAAGGGUUCUCAGGCUCAGGACUCCAGCAUCGUUCAUAUGUGACGACUGUGGCAGGGAACUGAGAGUAAUGGAACCACGUGCCCAGUGGCUUUGAGAUAAAAGCACUGCUUUAAGUAAUGUACAGAUUAAGGAAAAAGUGAAACGCGGCCUAGCAGGUGUUCCCGAGCAUUGUUUAAAUGGAAGAAGAAAGAGAAAGCAGGCAGAUGUGAGUCAGAACGUGCAGAUAACUUUCCCGUCAGGUCCUGGCCGGGCCACUGGAAUCAGGCUGUGGUCUGGCAGCUGAGCUGGCGUUCUGCACAGGACGGCCGAGAAUUGGCCAGGGAGCCUCAGCCACAUGGCUCCUGCACCACCAGGCUCUUCCUAAAAACUGUAGCUAGAGAAGCAACGGGGCCCCUGGGUGUCACACCUGUGGGCCCCUGGGUGUCACAUCUGUGGGGCCCCCGGGUGUCACACCUGCGGGCCCCUGGGUGUCACACCUGCGGGCCCCUGAGUGUCACAGCUGCGGGGCCCCUGGGUGUCACACCUGCGGGCUCCUGGGUGUCACACCUGUGGGCCCCUGGGUGUCACACCUGUGAGCAGUUUUCUGCGCCAGCCUUUCCCUGGGUGUUCCCUGAGUACUUCCUUGGUGGGAAGCAGACACGGCGUCCGCAGCCCUGGGCUUGGGAGCUCUUGGACAGCAGCAAGAGCUCGUCAAAGCAAUCCUGUGCUUGGCUCACUGUGCAGUGCUGUCUGGGAGAUGCCGGCCUGGCUUGUGUGCCCUUCAUCAGAGCCGCUCAGCCUGGAGGCUGCAGAUCCCUCCCCGCCCCAUAGUGACUUUCAGAAAAGGGGAGCGGUGAGGUAGCCUUGACUGUGCUGAGAUGGGUCCUGAACCCUCCGGUGAGUGACCUCUGCCAGCUCGGGGGGCCUGGGGGGCCUUGGAGACACCCCAGUGUCCCUUCUCCAUGUGAGUCUGGGUGGGGGGUGUCUGGCCCCUCUCCUUCCCCCCCGCCUCCGUGUCUCCCACACCCAUGUGACUUUGGAGGAGGGCGGCCCACUGCUGACUUGGGAGAGCUGGUCCUGCAUCCUCGCACAGCAGUCAGUGGUAAGCACCUCCUUGAGGGGCAGGUAGCGGGGGAGACCCAGCGCCUUCUUUACUUAGCUCUGCUUUUGGCUUGAGUUUCCAUGGAAACCAUGAGUCCCCAAAACACAGGCCCGUGAAAGCUUCCGAGCUGUCGUUAUUUUAAAGAAUAUGGCUCUUGUUUCUUACCCACAUUCAGAUAGCAGUUGCCAUGGAAACAGAAUAGAAACUGUUGGGAUGAGAGGGAGCCCCAUUUUGGCCAUUUCCCUGGCUGUCUGUGGAGGGGAGUUGGGAAGGAAGGGAGUGCAACGGUGGGGCCGUGAUCGGGGAGCCCAGCACCGCCCCCAGCUCCUUCCUGGACAGGGUUCUGCCACGCUGGGAGGAAGGGACUCCAGGACGAGCUCUGAUCCCUGGUGACUGUCCUGCUUGAAGCCUUUGAGGAGGGGCCAUGAAGCCAGAAAGGGGCAAGAAACAUUUCAAAAGAAGUUUCAUCCCAAAGUGCACUGGGUGCUGGUCCCCAGACUCUCCCAUAAGGACCUGCCAGACCCCAGCCUGGCACGUCCCCAGCCCGUCACGUCCCCAGCCCGUCACGUCCCCAGCCCAGAGGCAGGGUCCUGAUGGGGAAAGCAGGUGGGGAGAGGCACAGUGUUCAUCCGGGUGCAGGGGCCGGCGGGUGCAGCUGUCACCAAGAGAUGCUGAGGCCCUGGAGGUUACGCCCCUUGUGGGGGUCUCAGUCUCACCGCUGCUGAAUGUCCCACCCCUCAGGUUCCCAGUGCCUGGACUCAUUGUGCCUGUGUGAUGCUGCAGGUGGGAGCCUGGGCCGGGGCACAGGACCCAGGAGAGACGCUUCCUCAUGGGCCUCUGAGGCUUUUCCAGGCACUGGGGUAGAGCCAUGAAGGCAGCCGUGAGUGCAGGGGCAGGGCCUCACGCUUCCCGGAGCCCCACGCACACUACACGCUCCUGGGUGUUUGUGCAUUUAGCUCACAUGCCCUCCUUGCUGGCUUGAAUCGUGCCCUCUGCCACCCGCCAAGAUAUGUCCGCCUGGUGCCUGGGAAUGUGACCUUAUUUGGAAUAAAGGUCUUUGUAGCUGUAAGAUAAGGGUCUUGACGGAAUAUUCUUGAAAUAGACCAUAACUUAAGCCAUAAAACAAAAAUCAGUAUCUUUUAUUUUGUAAUUAUUUAUUUUAUUUUAUUUUAUUUUUAAGACAGGGUCUCACUCUGUUGCCCAGGCUGGAGUGCAGUGACAUGAUCUUGGUUCACUGCAACCUCUGCCUCGCGGCUCAAGCGAUUCUCCUGCCUCAGCCUCCCGAGUAGCUGGGAUUACAGGUGCGUGUCACUAUGCCUGGCUAAUGAUUUUUGUAUUUUAGUAGAGAUGGGGUUUCACCAUGUUGCCUACGGUGAUUUCUGCCUGCCUCUGCCUCCCAAGGUGCUGGGAUUACAGGCAUGAGCCACCUUUCCAGGUCUCAACACAUUUUGAAAGACUGCUUUCAUGCAAAGUGUUUUCUGGCCACGGUGGGACAGAAUCAGAAAUCAGUAAGAGAAGGAAAUUUGGGAAAUUCACAAAUACGCACAAGUUAAACAGCACAUUCCCCAAAACCAGGUGUCAAAUGACGCACAAGGAAAUCAGAAAACGCUUUGAGAUGAAUGAAAAUGAAAACAAUGCAUGUGAAAUCUUAUGGGACGCGGCUAAAACAGUGCUUUCAGGGAAGUUUGUAGUUGCAAACACUUAUAUUAAAAAAGAAAAAAGAUCUCAAAUCAAUAACCUAAUCUUUACCUCAAGAAACUAAAAAAAAGGAAAGCAAAAUAAAUCCGAAGCAGACAGGUGGGAGGAAAUAAUAAUUGGAGUGAAAAUAAAUAAAAUAGAGAGUAUAAAAACAAUAGAGAAAAUCGACAAAACCAAAAAUCGGUUAUUUGAAAAGAUCAACGAAAUUGACAAGCCUUUGCCUAGAUGGGCAGAACAUAAAGAGGGAGAAGCCUCAAAUUACUAACAUUGGAUGAAAGAGGUGCCAUGAAAACCAACCUUAUAGAUACAAAAAGGAUUAUCCAGUAAUCCCAGGACUUCAGGCGGCAGAGGCAGGUGGAUCACCUGAGAUCGGGAGUUCGAGACCAGUCUGGCCAACAUGGUGAAACUCCGCCUUUACAAAAACACAGAAAUUUACCAGACAUGGAGGUGCUUGCCAGCUACUUGAGAGGCUGAAGCAGGCGAAUCACUUGAACUAAGAGGUGGAGGUUGCACUCCAGCCUGGGAAACAAGAGUUGAGACUCUGUCUCAAAAAAUUAAUUAAAAUAAAAUAAAAUAAAGGACUAUCAGGGUACAUUAUAAACAAUCAUGUGUCACUACAUUUCAUAACCUGAUGACAUGGAAACAUUCCUAGGACGUAGACUACGAAAACUGAUUCAAGAAGAAAUAAAAAAUUGGUGUAGGUUUAUAACAGUUAAGAAAUUCGUUAAUUUUAAACACUUGAUGGAACAGGUGAGUGAUAGACAACAUGUAUGAAGACCCCAUGGCACGUGUCAUACUCAGUGGUGAGAUGUGUGAUGGAGAGCAUGCAUGAAGACCCCAUGGCAUGUGUCAUACUCAGUGGUGAGAUGUGUGAUGGAGAGCAUGUAUGAAGACCCCACGGCACGUGUCAUACUCAGUGGUGAGAUGUGUGAUGGAGAGCAUGUAUGAAGACCCCACGGCACGUGUCAUACUCAGUGGUGAGAUGUGUGAUGGAGAGCAUGUAUGAAGACCUCAUGGCACGUGUCAUACUCAGUGGUGAGAUGUGUGAUGGAGAGCAUGUAUGAAGACCCCAUGGCACAUGUCAUACUCAGUGGUGAGAUGUGUGAUAGACAUCCUGUAUGAAGAUCCUGCAGCAUGCAUCAUACUCAGUGGGGGAGACUUAGUAACCCACCCCCAAGGUCCAGAGUGAGACAUGGGUGGCCCUGUGUGUGUGAACUGUCCAGCACAGUUCAAUCCCUAUAGACAGAAAGCAGAUUAGUGGUUACUGGUUGGGGUUGAAGAAGGGAAUGGGGAAUGGCUGAGGAGGGUAUCGGGUAUCUUUUGGGGGUGAUAAAGGUGUAAAAUUAGAUA
Molecule: messenger RNA, 10353 nt
Organism: Callithrix jacchus (white-tufted-ear marmoset)
Lineage: Eukaryota; Metazoa; Chordata; Mammalia; Primates; Cebidae
Source: RefSeq, a predicted model, not a curated record